GCGGCGGCAGCAGGCGAGCCGCGGCCCCGCGAGGCCAUGAAGGUGAAGAAGGGCGGCGGCGGGGCUGGGUCGGGGGCGGAGCCCGCUCCGGGGACCUCGGGGCCCAGCGUGGAGUCCAAGUUGGAGCCGCAGCCGCGGGCGGAUUCCGAAUCCGGGUCCGAGUCGGAACCCGAAGCAGGCCUGGGGCCCAAGCUGGGGCCCAAGCUGGGGCCGCUGCGGAGGAAGCAGCCGAUCGGGCCGGAGGACGUGCUGGGGCUGCAGCGGAUCACCGGCGAUUACCUGUGCUCCCCCGAGGAGAAUAUCUACAAGAUCGACUUCGUCAGGUUCAAGAUUCGGGACAUGGAUUCAGGCACUGUCCUUUUUGAAAUCAAGAAGCCCCCAGCCUCAGAGCGGUUGCCCAUCAACCGGCGGGACCUGGACCCCAAUGCUGGGCGCUUUGUCCGCUACCAGUUCACGCCUGCCUUCCUCCGCCUGAGGCAGGUGGGAGCCACGGUGGAGUUUACAGUGGGAGACAAGCCUGUCAACAACUUCCGCAUGAUUGAGAGGCACUACUUCCGCAACCAGCUGCUCAAAAGCUUUGACUUCCACUUUGGCUUCUGCAUCCCCAGCAGCAAGAAUACCUGCGAACAUAUUUACGACUUCCCCCCUCUCUCUGAGGAGCUGAUCAAUGAGAUGAUCCGUCACCCGUAUGAGACGCAGUCUGACAGCUUCUACUUUGUGGACGACCGGCUGGUGAUGCACAACAAAGCAGACUAUUCCUACAGUGGGACUCCGUGACUCCCCGCAACCGGCCCUUGGCCCAGGAGGGUCCUGGGCCCUCAGCCAUGACCUCCUUAAUACUCACCUCUCGGUCUUCUUGGGGAGAGCUCCAGGAACCCCUGGCUCUGAGGCAAUGUUGGGAGGGAGGGUGGCCGAUGGCCCUGUCCCACGUCCACAAAACCUAGGGAGCCUGGCACAUGGGGUUGGUGGGAGGAAGGCUGAUUGCCUCCCUGUCCAGGAAGGCCUCCUGCGAGAGGAGUAGCCACCUCUUCCGGACAGCUGGCCGGCCGCUUGGGUCCAAGUUUCAGAAUAGUGUUCCUCUAACUGGGCUUUGCCUAAGUCAGGGUGGGGGUCCAUUCUCUGUGCCCUGCCCACCCUUGACAGGCCGUUUAUAGUAUAUUUGCAGAUGAAGACCCAUGACUGCCAAGCUUCCCAAAGGAGUCUAUGCCCUGGCCUUGCCCAGUCUCCCCCAUCAGGGGCUUAGACACUGCCCGAGUGAGGGAGGGGCUAGUGCACCUGUAUAUAGUUUUCAAUAAACUUCUUUUCUGUUCUCUGGCAGUGGGCCAGCAUGUGUGUGUGUGUGUGUU
Messenger RNA from Talpa occidentalis (Iberian mole), 1346 nucleotides. RefSeq names its product unc-119 lipid binding chaperone (gene UNC119). Gene Ontology annotation, biological process: visual perception; nervous system development; negative regulation of caveolin-mediated endocytosis. NCBI's taxonomy places the organism in Eukaryota, Metazoa, Chordata, Mammalia, Eulipotyphla, Talpidae. The coding region runs from base 37 to 777 and encodes 246 amino acids. The record is from RefSeq and is a predicted model, not a curated record. Gene Ontology annotation, molecular function: lipid binding. The transcript has 5 exons. Gene Ontology annotation, cellular component: spindle pole; spindle midzone; intercellular bridge.